GACAAUUAUUUAGUGGCCCGCCGUUGGGCUUGCACCAACAGUUAGCAGCUAACUGAAGCCGUCCUUUAUGUCGUCUGUGCCAUCUGUAUUGACGAUAGCAGACAGCAAGGCGUUAUGGAAAAAGAUGCCAACACCCAAAACCAGAACCAGUGGCGAUGAACAUGCACAGCAUACCCGCGGAACACUACAUGGAAGAGUCAGCUUGGACAUUUGCCCGACAUUCAAGACGACAACCAGUGUUUGAAGUGGGCGAAAAAGGGUUGUAGUCCUCCCGGGAGAGUGGGGCAACCCAGAUCCCCCGUCUCGUGGUUGUUGGAGUUGAAGCUUGGCCCCGCGAAGAUCUCCCCAGCAAGGCCCAUCACGCCCCGUUACCGGAAACGCGCCGGCUGCUCUUUCAAGACGAGAACCAGGUGGAAUGACUCAGAAGACUUUCACGAGUUCGGGCGCCGAGUUGGUAUAAUACCGGGCAACGUAUCAUCUUUCGUCAGUCAGAUUCUGGGGAAGUGUCUUCGUUCCCGCUCUGAACUAACCAGUCGUACUUUGCAAUUGGGGAUUUGCCUUGGGAUCUUGCAUACCUUCACCCCACUUUCCGUCUUUCUUUUUCCCGAAGCACGUCAGUCACAACGUCGGGCACUCUUUGAUCUUUCCCAUCUUCUGUCCAAAUUGCGUUGCCUAGUCACCCAACUUGUACCGUGUUCAAGAUGCCGAUGCUCAAGGACCCCUCCACCAAAUACAAGCCGUUCCCUCCCCUGAACCUCCCGGACCGGCAAUGGCCCAACAAGACUAUCGUCAAGGCCCCGCGCUGGCUGGCCACCGACCUUCGCGAUGGUAACCAGAGUUUGGUUGACCCCAUGAACGGCGACCAGAAGUGGAGAUACUUCCAGAUGCUCACCGAGUUGGGCUACAAGGAGAUUGAGGUUUCCUUUCCUUCCGCCUCGCAAACCGAUUACGACUUUACCAGACGCCUUAUCGAGACUCCCGGUGCCGUUCCCGACGAUGUUUGGCUGCAAGUUCUGUCGCCCUGCAGAGAAGAUCUCAUCCGCCGCACAGUUCAGUCCCUCAAGGGAGCCAAGAAGGCCAUCAUCCACAUCUACUUGGCUACCAGCGAAUGCUUCAGGAGAAUUGUUUUCGGUUUCACAGAGGACGAGAGCGUCGAAUUGGCCAGCAAGUGCGCAGCUCUGGUCAAGUCUUUGACCAAGGACGACCCCGAGAUGGCCGGCACAGAGUGGGCGUUUGAGUUCAGCCCCGAGACCUUCUCCGAUACCAGCCCCGAGUUCGCAGUGCGCAUUUGCGAAGCGGUAAAGGCCGCCUGGGAGCCCACAGUGGAAAACCCCAUCAUCUUCAACCUCCCCGCAACAGUGGAGAUGGCCACUCCCAACAUCUACGCCGACCAGGUGGAGUACUUUGCUCGCAACAUUACCGAGCGCGAGAAGGUGUGCAUAUCGCUCCACCCCCACAACGACCGCGGUUGUGCGGUUGCCGCUGCCGAGCUGGCCCAGAUGGCUGGAGCCGAUCGAGUGGAAGGAUGCCUGUUUGGAAACGGAGAGCGUACCGGCAAUGUUGACUUGGUUACCCUGGCCCUCAACCUCUACACCCAGGGUGUCUCGCCCAACAUUGACUUCUCCGACCUCGGCAAGGUGAUCAAGACCGUGGAGGAGUGCAACAAGAUUGAGGUACACCCUCGUGCACCUUACGGCGGUUCUCUCGUCGUGUGCGCUUUCAGCGGAUCUCAUCAAGACGCCAUCAAGAAGGGCUUCUCCCUGCGCGAAAAGGAGGGCAAGGAGUACACCGAUUAUUGGCAGGUACCCUACCUUCCCCUUGACCCUAAGGAUAUUGGACGUGAUUACCAGGCUGUUAUCCGCGUCAAUUCUCAGAGUGGUAAGGGCGGCACUGCCUGGAUUAUCCAGCAGCACCUCCACCUUGACAUGCCCCGUGGCCUACAGGUUGCCUUCAGCAAGGUCGUUCAGAGGAUCGCCGACGAGAAGGGCCGCGAGCUUCUUCCCACCGAGAUUACCGAUUUGUUCAAGAAAACAUAUUACCUCGAGGAGAACCCGCGCUUCAACAUUGUCGACUACUCGAUCAACCCCGACCGAUCCAGCUCGCCGGCGCCGCCCGCUCCGGGCAAGACCCAGGACACCAAGAACCUUGGACGUGUGUUCGAGGGUGUCAUUUCUAUCGAGGGUCACGAAUACAACCUCAGAGGCCGCGGCAACGGACCUAUUUCAUCUUUGGCCAACGCCCUUAAGAGCGUUGGCGUGGAUCUGGAUGUCCAGGACUACAAGGAGCACGCCGUCGGCCGUGGCCGUGAUGUCAAGGCUGCUACCUACAUAGAAUGUACGGCAGCCGGACAAACCGAGAAGGUCUGGGGUGUUGGCAUUCACGCCGAUGUUGUACAGAGCUCUCUGAUUGCUCUUCUCAGCGCGGCGAGCAACUUCGUUGGAAGCCGCGUCGGCAGCCCGAUCAUUCCCAAGCCUGUUGCCGACAAGGAAGUCAGCGGUGACGUGAACCUCAGCGUACCCAACGGCGCCAAUGGCAAGAGCAUCAUCCAGGCCCUCGAGUCCCAAGCGGACGAGAUGUGAGUUUGUUGGCUUUUACAAGUAAUGAAAUGGAAUGAAGCAUUUGCAUAAGGGUUGGUGAACGGUGGUUCUGGAUGGGCUGGGAAAAAGUCACAGUUUCUGCGAUAACCAAAAUUCCCAACCAGGGGAUUUUGACUGUUUACUGUUACCAACGACAUUUAAAUGAGGGGUUUGUUUUCGCGCAUUUGUUCACAGAUACCUAACCUACUUGGACGCGUUUGAGUUUCUUUGGGACAAUCUAAUGGGUCCACGUUUUCAUAAGCCUUAGAAAAAGGGGGCUUGGGGUCAUGCUUACACCCAAAAAUGAAAACAUCUGAUGACCGUAACCGGGACUACAAGAGAUGUCAAAGCAACAGAUUGCGUACACACACACAUCCAGAAUACAGGACAACUGCUACGGCAACUGACAGUGCAGUACCAUACGAAGAUGAACCCGGCCUGCCUGGGCCCGAGAAUGAAAGAUAUCAAAAUCAGAUGCUUCAUGCUAUUCUGGUACUCAGCUCAUGCAUUCUUUGUCUGCUGCUUCCAUACUAGCAAAACUUCGACAACAUUGCCUCUCAUCUCUCCCACCUUGUUGCACGGCCUUUCGGGUGAAACACCGGGGAAGGAGGGGGUCUGCUAUUGAGUAAGGAUAGGCCAUGGACGAGAUAUGCAUCCAGAACACGCUUAUGGAAGGG
Molecule: messenger RNA, 3253 nt
Organism: Neurospora crassa OR74A
Lineage: Eukaryota; Fungi; Ascomycota; Sordariomycetes; Sordariales; Sordariaceae
Gene: leu-4
Product: 2-isopropylmalate synthase
Exons: 4
Coding region: 702-2579 (625 amino acids)
Biological process (GO): L-leucine biosynthetic process
Cellular component (GO): mitochondrion
Molecular function (GO): 2-isopropylmalate synthase activity
Source: RefSeq, a predicted model, not a curated record